This is a messenger RNA of Biomphalaria glabrata, 4575 nucleotides long. Its product is annotated as snaclec crotocetin-like. Gene Ontology annotation, molecular function: signaling receptor activity. Bases 427 to 1188 code for a protein of 253 amino acids. The record is from RefSeq and is a predicted model, not a curated record. The transcript is spliced from 7 exons. Lineage: Eukaryota; Metazoa; Mollusca; Gastropoda; Planorbidae.
AAAACAAAUCUUGUGAUGCUCAGUCCAACAAUGAUCCCCGCUUACAGACAUUUGUGUUCUGUAGUAUGCUCUCGAAACAGCUUCACUGUUACAUUGUAAACAAUUGCUAAGUUUUAUUUUGAAAACAAACUUUUCAUUUGACACUAAGUUCCCUGUGAAUAGACUUCUAGUCAGAUCUACAGCGUGCUCGCUAAAGUCUUUGUGCUUGAUACAUUCUUUUAAUCCACAGAAAAAAUAUUGGAAAUAAUUUCGUCACACAUUGAUUAUAAUAUUACUGGGUUUGUUCUAUGCAGAGGGGCUUGUGUUGGUGGAGAGAGUUAAUCUAACUUUGAUAGUCUCAGUUUAUUUUAGGCACUGAACAAUUCGGACUUGCCGUUUUUACUUAGAUGUCAUUUUUGCAAGAAGGUUUUGGCAAGUGUUUCACUGAUGUUUGUUCCGUUUAGUCAACUGAAACUUUUGACCUUAUUUCUACUUUUUAAAGGCGCAUACAGCGACCUACAAGCCUACGGAUGUGAUGAGGGCUGGACCAAUCACGGGGAGCACUGCUACUUGCUGGUGGGUAGCAACGCUGGCGCCGACUCCGCCAGAUUGAGCUGCCAGGCAAUGGGCUCGUCUCUAGCCAGUGUCUGGAGUCAAGUGGAAAAAGAUUUUAUAUUGUCUCUAUGGAGGUAUCCAGCGGAACAAAUCAGUUUCCUGUGGAUCGGAUUGAGAGGGACAUCGGAUGGUCUGUGGAGUUACGAUGAUAGUUCGUUAUUUAAAAAAACAAGUGUGACGUGGACUAUACUUGACGGAGUAUCUGGAGUUCCGGUGGCCACGCCCCAGAAAUGUAUCGCGUUGAGAAAUAGCGGAAGUGUGGCUUUUCUCGACUGCGUGAUGGCAGCUGAUGCUUUUGUUUGCAAGAAAGCUCUGCCCAAAGUGUUUGUCACAGCGAGCCUACUAAAUCACACUGGUCCGAUUCCAACCAAUCCUCUGGGACACGCUCAACUUUUUGAAAGAAUGUACCCACCUGUCCUUCGGUUCCUGCCAGGGUCAGGCUCUUACUUAACUGAUACUCUGGUCACUACAGAGGUGGGAUGUGCCUUCACAUGUUUCAGCCUGUCCGGAUGUCAGGUAUUUCAAGUCAGCUGUAACACACUUACCAAAUGUGAGGAUUUUAAAUGUACACUGUUUUCUGACUUCACUGUUUAGACCUGCAAGAAAUCCGCUGCUGUGAUAGUUAAACAGUUGGUAUUUUCAAUGUAACUUGCUAUAUGAUAGUUAAACAGAUGGUAUUUUCAAUUUAAUUUACUACUUUGACACCUUGUGCUAUGUCCAUUAUUUCUCCUUAGUUAAUAACACAAAAAAUCAAGACCAUAUUGUCUGGCACGCAAGCGUAUUUGUAGCACUAGUAUCAAUAGCUCUGAGUAGUUAAAAAUUGAUGUUCAAGUCUCAACAGUAAUAAAUUUUCAUGUUUUGGCUACAAGGGAACAAACUCUAUAAAUAAAAUGGACUUUAGAGUAUUUACUGUAUUGCUGCCCUUGGUGUAUAUAUAUAUAAAAAUUGUAUUUGGCAAUUGUAAAUAAAAAUAUUUGACAGAAACUGGCAGUAAAAGCUUCCGUUAAGGGAGAGUCUGUUGAAUUGAAACGAAUUGAUUGGAUGAAAAUCAUGCCUAUAAAAAAGAAAUAACUAUAGGACCAGUAUUCAUAGUCUUUCGAAAGGAAAUGUUAAAUCAAAGUGAACUGUAACAAACUCAUAAGCAUUUUGAAAGAAAUAAUUUCAACGCAUAUUUAAAAACUUUGUUUAUUCAAAGCAGAAUAAUAAUAUCGGAAUUAUUUUUUUAAAUACCUGACUUCAAAGGUUGGCCACUACGACAUUAUCUUUUGGGAAUGUAACGGAAAGAUUUUAAAAAACUGGCCAUUGUGCUUGUACCUUACCUUACCGUCACCUAUCCCUUAGUCUGUUGGACCGUUGGGACACCAUGCAAGAUUCGUCGACCGUCUUUCUCCAUUCCUCUCUGUCUUUGCCUUAAUGGCAAACCCGUCCAUUCUUUUAUGCUGUCCUCCCAUCGCUCUCUCUCUGUCUGCCUCUUCUUCUUUUUCCUGGUAUUGUUCCCUGAAGGAAGGUCUUUGCGAGCCCCGAAGAUCUUGUAAUAUGGCCAUAGAUUUUCAGCUUGUGUUUUUUUAACGAUAGUUAGCAGGUCAUCAUUGGGUCCAAUCGCUGCAGUAACAGUGUUUCUAAUCUCUUGAUUUGUGAUGCGGUCUUUGAAUGUGAUACGUAGGAUCCUUCUGUAGCAUGUCACUUCCAUUGCUAGGAUCCUUCUGUAGCAUGUCACUUCCAUUGCUAGGAUCCUCCUCUCUAGCUCUGCAGUCAGUGUCCAAGACUCACAAGUAUACCAGGAGCGCAUCAGUCUGAUUUUGAUAUUAAAAUAAAAUGGAAAGACAAAUGCUUAGCCCUCGUGCUUGUACAGUCAAGGGAAAAAAGUUAAAGGGCUGGUACGUGAAUGUUUGUUAACACUUUUUAGCGGCCCCCGAAAGGGAAAACACGCUAUUAGUUUCGUGCGAAAUCUCUGUCCGUCUGUCCGUCCGUCCCGUUUAGAUCUCGUAAACUAGAAAAGAUAUUGAAAAUCGGACAUCACAAUAUUUUAGACCAUUCAAAGUUCUGAUGCAACGGCUACUUUUUUUUUUCUGAAAGCGAAAAAUCUAAUUUUUAAAAUCAGUUAUGCAAGCAGUUUUUUUUAUGAGAAAAAGCAAAUUAGUAUGCAUUACAAGUUAGACCUAAUUUAAAAGGAAUAGUAAUCUUGUAAACUUCAUUUUUGUGAACUUUUUUUUAUUGCGGACAUUUUUUUUUUUUUUUUUGAGGAUUCGAAUAAGAGAUUGAGCUUUUUCAAAACAAUUAGAUCAAUUAUAAGACAUCAGUUAGGCCAGGGGAGGCGCGGUGGCUGAGCGGUAAAGCGCUUGGCUUCCGAACCGGGGGUCCCGGGUUCGAAUCCUGGUGAAGACUGGGAUUUUCAACUUUUGAAUCUUUGGGCGCCUCUGAGUCCACUCAGCUCUAAUGGGUACCUGACAUUAGUUGGGGAAGAGUAACGGCGGUUGGUCGUUGUGCUGUCUACAUGACACCCUCGUUAACCGUAGGCCACAAAAACAGAUGAACUUUACAUCAUCUGCCCUAUAGACCACAAUGUCUGAAAAGGGAACUAGUUAGGCCAGGUUCACAUCUAACUUUACAUUCACUUUCACCUAUUCUUUGAUCUGCGGGACCGUUGGGGCACUACACAAUAUCUGUUAACCUUCAUUCUCCAUUCUUAUCUCUCAUUUCUCUUUGAUAUAAUUUCAUUCGGAUGUUCUUUCUGAAAAUAUUGAAGCCUGCCUGGGUGGACCACUUCGGGGGCCGAUUUUGAGUUUGUGUUUCUUUUGUAACCUUGUUGAAUUUAAUUUAUUUAUUUUAUUAAUUGUAAUGACGGUUUAUAUUUUAUUUAACAACAUAAUAUCAAACAGUUUGUCAAGUUCAAUUAAAACUUUCAAUUCUAUGUAGCAAAUUAACUAAAAAUCCUAAGCGAAUUGGUUUGUACAUAAUUAGGCCUACGUUUAGUAAAUUAUUGUCCGAAUCAACUUCAAAUCACCAGCAUAUUAAAACAGAUCACACACUAGUGUAGUAGUGUUUCAUGAUAAUAUUUUGCAAAUUAUUUAUAUUUUUAUUACCUUUCCGAUGCCACAGUUUUAGUUGCUCCGUACAUUCAGAAGAAUACAAGAAUAAAGAACAUAUAUACAAGACUAUUCAUUAUCUAACUUAACUGAUUUAGCUGAUGAAAAUUCUCUAAGAAGUUCAUUUGUUAAUUUUCGGCAGCUAAUAAUAUGGUGAUAUUUACAAGCUAAUUAGUUUUUUAAAAAUCCUAUCAAACUUCUCCAACUGCUUUAAAAAAAUGUCAAAAAUGUUUUUGUGUUUGUUUAAUGAACAUAAAUAAGUGAUGUAAGUCAAAACGUAAAGGACAUUGAAUAGUUGUUGUAGUUUUUCCCCCUAAGUAAUUGAGUCAUUCUAUUGCACUGUGACAGACACAUAAAACUUGUUAGAUUUACUUUCGUCACUCCUUAUUAUAGUUAUGAUCGAAACAAAAACCUUGAUGCUCAAGUUCGCUUAAAGAGCAGGAGUCAUAUAGCGUCAGCAACCUCACUGUUAAGUGGGUCUCCUCAAAUAUUACUAAAUGCACAGCACAUUUAUCGUAUACCCUUCCUAAGCUUGACUGAAGGAAUAUUAUCUCUUCAGAUCAGCUUCAUCUUCCAAUAAAGAUUUGCUAGAGAGAGAAGUCCUUGCGAAUAAGUGCAGACUAGAUACAGGAGAUUUAUUUGUACAUUUCCAACCAUGAGCAAUGAAGGACAUUGAGGAGACUGUUUUUAUCUGGUAGCCAAACCAACUCCUCUUCACAAAUGUUUUAACUUUUUUUUUAAACAGGGGGGCGAACUCCAUAUCUAAAGUUUUUAAAUGAGAAUAACUUUGUUGUUUCCCUUUACUUUAAUUUUGAUGUCAAUGUGUUAUGCUGGUAUUGAAAUACUGUGUUACUGAAAUACUAUAGUGUUCUUACUCUACUGACAUUGAUAAAUA